UUCGGUGCAGCUGACGUCCGCUCCUUGGUUCAUACGAAUUUUAAAACCUCUGCUAUUUGCGGGGGUUCUACGCUUGGGCAAGCCUGAGCCAUCAUUGUGACCGCUAGUCGUUCUUUCGAUAAAACCCGACAUUUUCAUUCUGCAGUCAACACGGCCUUCGCUCAUUCGAAUCUCAGCAUUCUAAUUCUUUGCGCUCUUUCCUAAACUCGCUUGCUUCCCGCAGAUAUUCUUAGUGUCGUACUGACAGGCACCGUAUUUUACAUACUUCCUGAAUCUUCUUCCGGCACGGAGCUUCAGAACCUGUGCGCUCGGUCUUGCGCACCAACGGUGUCUCAAGUCGAUUACCAUUACGUCACACUUCUUGAUAUUCAAUCUUCAAUAGCUUCCUAAGUGGUUCAAGUUGAGAGCAUAGUCCUACAGCUCGGGGCAAGGGCCGAACCAGGAUGGCCCAUCAUGGCAAUAGGCACACUCGGUAUAGCAGAUUGAUGAAGAGGACUAAUAGAUCAACAGCGGUUGCAGAUGCCACGGGACGUACGGACGGAGGGCUCUCGUUAGGCUAUGGGACAGUUGUGAAUGACCCGAGAGACAGGAUGAAGCGGCAAGCACAGGACGAGUCGCAGCCCCAAACGGACAGCGCAAUAUCCCAGGAAGACCAGAUUUCGGUGCAAGUCACGAUAGCCGCAGCCGCUACCGAUGAUCCUCAGACUACACCUGAUGCUGCAGUAGUAACGCCCUCGGCGACAACUGGUAUUAGUGAGCCCACAGUGUCUCAAGUCACCCCUAACCAAAGCUCACCGGCUGUUCCGACUACCUCGUCCGAAGAAAACCUGAAUGCCUCUCCUGCUUCACCUACCCCCACAACUGAUACUCCCCUUGAGACGACGAGUCAUGAUUCAUCGACUUCUCCUACUUCUCUUCCUGUGAUAUCUUCUGCUUCCGACAUUUCCGCUUCCCAAAUACCUCUCUCGCCUAUGAGCUCGAGUGGGACGCCUCAGUCAACUUCUAGCACGAUAGUCCCCACAACAAGCUCUUCGUCGUCCAGUUCUAGCCAAACCUCGUCUACGUCUAGUUCCAGCCCAAGCUCAUCUUCCGGCACAACGACUUCCUCAACUUCUACAUCCUCUACAACCUCUACCACAUCUGAGAUUACUAUAACUUCGUUGCCCUCCGGCACCGGAGCCGGGCCCUCAUAUGGCUGGGAUGGAGGAUCGGGGCCGACAGCUACCGAACAGACACCUUUGACUACUGGACCGACUACUUCAGCAACAAGUUCUCCUUCCCAGGGCUCUGGCGUUCUCGACAGUCAAACCAAGGGCAAAAUUGCUGGCGGUGUAGUUGGUGGCGUAGCUGGUGCAAUGGUUUUGGUAGUCCUAGUUUUUCUACUUCUCCGGAGACGGAGAGCAUACCAAGAUCGUGCCCCUGAAGUCCUUCCACCCGGUGAUAUGACUGGUACUGCUGUUGGUGAAGGAUCUGUAACAAGGUCAGCUGAUGUGGUUUCACGGCGGUCUAGCAAUGAUCCGUUAUUUACGGCCUCAUACUUUGCGCCAGCGUUUAUGAAGCGCUGGAGACAAUCCCGCCUCUCUACUCAUACAGAAAGCACCUUAGAUUCUAGCACCAGCGAGCGUGGCUUCCAGAAGAUUUCCGGCCGGAAGAUUCCCUCCGUGCUGCAGUCAGGAGGAGAUGGAUAUGGUGGUGGUUUCCCGGAAGGAUCGCCGACUAUGUCGGAGCCAAGUGUGAGCUUCCCGCCAGGUUCACCGGUCCUUCCCCGCUCACCUACCUCUCAACCGCCUCCAUCAACCCCAUAUGGCAUGCCGCUGGACGUGAGUUAUACAAGGGAAGCCGAGGAAACAAACCCCAUAGUGAUUUUUCGGCCCUCGCCGGCCAGGACACCUAUCCCUGGCUCCGCAAAUGCUAGUCUAUCUAACGAACCCUCUGUAUCGCGCAUUGUGCCUCUGGCGCAGGGGGCAUUGUCUCCCACCAUACCUAAGCGACCGGAUGUACUGGGUCGAAGUCAUCCAAGUUUUGAUGGUAGCCGCGGCAGCCGAUUUACCGAGAGUAUAUGAUCCUGUUCGCUAUUGUCUUUCCUUUAGCCAUUGCAAGCACCCCUUCGUUGUUCGAUGUCUGGAUAUAUAUCAUAAGAGCUUUGCUCUGUACAUACGCUGAGAGCUUGCACUUCUUUCUUUCCCUUCGGGGCGUGUCGCCUUUGCAACGGGGCUAAUCCUGAGCCUUCUCAGGCUG
This is a messenger RNA of Aspergillus pseudotamarii, 2238 nucleotides long. RefSeq lists its product as uncharacterized. NCBI's taxonomy places the organism in Eukaryota, Fungi, Ascomycota, Eurotiomycetes, Eurotiales, Aspergillaceae. The record is from RefSeq and is a predicted model, not a curated record. The transcript has a single exon. Bases 444 to 2063 code for a protein of 539 amino acids.